Molecule: messenger RNA, 599 nt
Organism: Glycine soja
Lineage: Eukaryota; Viridiplantae; Streptophyta; Magnoliopsida; Fabales; Fabaceae
Product: probable signal peptidase complex subunit 1
Exons: 2
Coding region: 139-420 (93 amino acids)
Biological process (GO): protein targeting to ER
Cellular component (GO): endoplasmic reticulum membrane; signal peptidase complex
Source: RefSeq, a predicted model, not a curated record
UAAAAAACAAAAUAAAAGGGUUGAAAUUGUUUUGUGGUAUAAAGUCGAGGAGGUUGAAUUGAGUACCUCACUUUGCUACACUCUCCGGCGUUCAAUCGAUUUCACCAUCUUCCUCUUCUGUCUCCCCCAAAGAUUAGGAUGGAUUGGCAAGGGCAAAAGCUGGCGGAGCAACUGAUGCAGAUAAUGCUGCUUGCAUUUGCUGUGAUUGCAUUUGUAGGUGGAUAUGUCAUGGCUUCUUUCCAAAUGAUGAUUCUCAUAUAUGCUGGGGGUGUGGUUUUCACCACCUUGCUCACUGUCCCCAAUUGGCCCCUUUUCAAUCGCCACCCUCUUACGUGGUUGGAUCCAAGUGAGGUGGAAAAGCAUCCCAAGCCACUACCAUCUGCCAAUGUAACUCAAAAGAAGAAACCUGUUAAGAAGUAGGUUUUUUUAUUUUUAUUUUUUUUUUACAUUUUUGGGGACAAUAUAUCUUUGAAUUACAUGAUGCUUUGACAGUAAUUUGCUGUUCUUAACCUCUUUCCCCUUCAGUUGAUAUUACAGUGUACAACCAUAUUUUUACUCUCUUUUAGAUAUUGCUUAUAGCUGUGUUGUUGUGUUGGUUA